Xiphophorus couchianus (Monterrey platyfish) is the source of this 1861-nucleotide messenger RNA. It is a transcript of the gene tbcela, whose product is annotated as tubulin folding cofactor E-like a. Gene Ontology annotation, molecular function: protein binding; U2 snRNA binding. Gene Ontology annotation, biological process: mRNA splicing, via spliceosome. The record is from RefSeq and is a predicted model, not a curated record. The transcript has 11 exons. The coding region runs from base 325 to 1614 and encodes 429 amino acids. NCBI's taxonomy places the organism in Eukaryota, Metazoa, Chordata, Actinopteri, Cyprinodontiformes, Poeciliidae.
GAAAAAGGAACCGGGAAAGGGCUUUCGGCAACAUGACGUCACUUCCUGGAUGUAGGGGGGAGACCAAAUGACAGCUGGUUUGUUUUCAUCAACAAGGGGGAUCCAGUGUGGACAGUAACGUGACAUGUGAUGAUCCUCCUCCCUUAACUGGCCUGACAAGAGCGCCAAAAAGGGAAGCAGCUUUUUCUUUCUGCAGACUUCUCCUCACUCCUUCCAUCCAUUCUGGAGUCGCCCGUACAGAAACCGCACCAAACAGCUGAUUGCAGCCACAUCAAAGCAGACGUCGGUUCAGCUGAAGAGGAGGCCGCUCAGCAGGAAAGCGUCAUGGAGCCUCGAGAAGACAGGGAAGGUCGUUCCUUUGUGGAGGUUAUCAAUGAGAAGUACAGCCCAGAAAACUUCCCGUACCGCAGAGGGCCUGGGAUGGGAGUGGUGGUGGUUCCCACUGCAGGUCUCCAGGGUUCCCCCAUGAAGGACCGUCUGAACUUGCCCAGUGUGCUGGUGCUGAACUGUUGUGGGAUCAGCAAAGCAGGAGACCAGGCUGAGAUCGCUGCCUUCUGUGCUCAUGUCAUGGAGCUGGAUCUAUCGCACAACAAUCUUCAAGACUGGCAAGAGAUCAGUAAAAUUGCAUCAAGCAUCCCCAAUCUGGAGUUCCUCAACCUGAGCUCCAACCCGCUGGCAGGAACCAUUCUUGAGCCGCAGUGUGCUGAAGCCUUUUCACGAGUGCGACGCCUGGUUCUCAACAAUACUCAGAUAUCCUGGGAUACAGUGAUGCUACUGACCCAGAACAUUCCUAAACUUGAGGAAUUGUUCCUGUGCCUUAACGAGUACAGUAGUGUGAGUGCCUCCAGCGUGGCCUGCCCCACCCUGCGCCUCCUUCAUAUCACCGACAACAGCCUCCACAAUUGGGCCGAAGUGGGCAAGUUUGGCUCCAUGUUCCCCAGCCUGGACACUCUGAUCAUGGCUAACAACAACUUGGCCUCCAUUCAGGACAACAAGGAUAUUCUGGCACGACUCUUCCCCAACCUGCGCAGGAUCAACCUAAACAACUCAGGUCUCAACCGAUGGGAAGACAUUGAGAAGCUGAACUUCUUUCCAAAGUUAGAUGAGGUGCGACUUCAAGGCAUUCCCUUACUGCAGGCUUACACCAAGGCAGAGCGCCGCAACCUCAUGAUAGCACAGCUUCCCUCAGUAUCCAAUCUAAAUGGCAGUGUUGUGACUGACAGCGAGCGAGAGGAUGCAGAGAGGUUCUUCAUCCGUCACUACCUAGACUGCCCUGAGAAGGAGCUACCGUUCAUAUACCAUUCCCUGGUAACCAAAUACGGCAAGCUGGAGCCCCUCGCUGAGAUCGACCUCAGACCUCGCUGCCGGGCUCAGGUUGAAGUUCAUUGCGAGGAGAAAGUAGAACAGCUGUGCAUCCGUUUGGACCAAACCGUUGCUGAGCUGAAAAAGCAGCUGACAACUGUGGUCCAGCUCUCCACCAACAGUAUGAGGCUUUACUACAUCGACAAGGACAGCGCCUUUGGUCCAGAAGAAUUGAAGUACAAUAACCGAGCUCUCCACUCCUACAGCAUCCAGGAUGGUGAUGAAAUACUGGUAGUGCCCAAGACCAAGUAGAAGCCUUUUGAUUAGAAGCUUGAUAAGAAGGAUUUAGAUGUCUAGGACUAUGUUGAUUGCUUAAUUGUUAUUGCUUGGAAACACUUUUGAAACAGCAAAGGUGGCAUGUCUUUUUGAAUGGAGAGAGGCAGUAAAAGGAUGAACGCCAUCUUGGAGACUGGAAAAAGAAACUACGGUGGGCCGCCGGUUGGCUCUUGCUGAAAGUCCAGAGAUGAUAUAUUUCAGCUUUAUUUAAAGAGAAACUCAA